This is a messenger RNA of Lachancea fermentati, 1146 nucleotides long. NCBI's taxonomy places the organism in Eukaryota, Fungi, Ascomycota, Saccharomycetes, Saccharomycetales, Saccharomycetaceae. The record is from the annotation of a GenBank genome assembly.
AUGAGCGAUCAAACUGAAUUAUACAACCAGCCAAUUGUUUUAGAUAAUGGAUCUGGUAUCAUUAAAGCUGGUUUCAGCGGUGAAGAUAAGCCGAAAUGUUUUGAGUAUUCUAUUGUGGGGACACCGAAGUACAACAAAAUCAUGGCGGGAGGACUGGAAACAGAUACUUUUCUCGGGAAUAAAGCACAGGAAUUACGUGGACUCUUGAAACUUCAUUAUCCCAUUGAGCACGGUGUUGUUGAAGAUUGGGCUCAUAUGGAGAUGCUGUGGUCGCAUGUUUUUGAUAAGGGUCUUGAAUUAAGUAAUGUGGAAGAUCAUCCAAUUUUGAUGACAGAAGCGCCUCUAAACCCGAUGAAAAAUAGAGAAACCAUGUGUGAAGUACUCUUUGAAUCUUUCAACAUUCCGGCCGUGUAUGUAUCGAUUCAAGCUGUAUUGUCUUUGUAUGCUAGCGGAAGAACAACCGGGUGUGUAUUGGAUUGUGGUGAUGGAUGCUGCCAUAGUGUUCCUGUUUUUGAUGGGUUUUCACUUGCAUCUUCUAUCCGUAGAAUAGAUAUUGCCGGCCGGGAUAUUACAGAGUUUUUGCAGUUGCUUUUAAGGAAGACGACUGGCGUGUCACUUUUUUCGAGCAGUGAGAGAGAAAUUGUUCGUCUCAUAAAAGAGAAGGCAUGCUACGUAGCAACAAAUAUUGCAGAAGAAGAAGGGAAGUACAAAUUAUCAAGCUCAGAAACAUUGUCCAACUUCAAGUUACCGGAUGGAAAAUUACUCUCGCUUGGGGCUGAGAAGUUUCGUGCGCCGGAGAUUUUGUUUCAACCCCAGCUUAUAGGCUCAGAAUUCGAAAGCCUACCGGACAUGUGCUUUCAAAGUAUUAUGAAAGUUGAUUUAGACUUGAGAUCUUCACUUUUUUCAAAUAUUGUUCUCAGUGGAGGAACCACUAUGUUUCGAGGUUUCGGAGAUAGACUUCUUAAUGAGCUUCGAGCACUAACGGAACCUAACACAAAAAUUAAAAUAUUCGCUCCUCCCGAGAGAAAAUAUAGCACUUGGAUUGGUGGAUCCAUCUUAGCAGGGUUAUCGACAUUCAAGAAGAUAUGGGUGACGAGGUCAGAAUGGCAAGAUGACCCUCAAUGCAUUCAUUCACGUUUCAUGUGA